UCUCGCACCUCGCUCCCACUCCAAUGGGGCAGAGUUCUCUCCAAACCACCCGUUGACCUCCCUGCCUGUGAUGGUCGCCCCUCGCAACGACGAAAAAGCCGUAAUGGCCGACGAACGCACCCCGCUCUUCCAGGACAUUCCUGUCGCCGAGCGCCCUCCGCGAUACCCCCAUCAAAACCUCCGCCGCGCCUGCACCUACAUCCUUGCCAUUGUACCGGCUUUUGUCCUCGGCGCAGUCCUCGCCUCCGUCUUCAUCAUCCCACCAUACUACCCCGGCGAUGAUGCUGCCUCCAUCAGCUCGUUUUCCCUCGCCAAUAGUGGGGGUCACAGCAUCAGCAGAGCUUGGCCUUUGACCGAUGGCGUGAGCUUUGAAGAGCUUAAGGACAUCCUGACGAGUACACCGGAGCCUGAGAAGGCUAGGGAAUGGAGCCAGUACUAUACUGCUGGCCCGCAUCUGGCUGGCAAGAACUUCAGCCAGGCCCUGUGGACCAAGGAGAGGUGGGAGGAAUUUGGUAUCGGGCAGACUGAGAUUGUCUCCUAUGAUACCUACAUCAACUACCCUCUCGGACACCGUCUGGCUUUGCUGGAAAAGAACAGGCACAGCAAGAGGGGCGAAACUGCCGACGCGUGGAAUGUCACGUAUGAGGCAAGCUUGGAAGAGGACAUCCUCUCCGAAGACCCCACCAGCAACCUCACCGACCGUGUUCCCACCUUCCACGGCUACAGCGCUUCUGGAAAUGUCACCGCGCCUUACGUCUUCGUCAACUAUGGCACGUACGAAGACUACGAAGAUUUGAUAAAGGCCAAUGUCAGCUUGAAGGGCAAGAUUGCGCUUGCCAAGUACGGCGGCAUCUUCAGAGGCUUGAAGAUAAAGAGAGCAGAGGAGCUUGGAAUGAUUGGCGCUGUCCUCUAUUCCGACCCUGGUGAUGACGGAGAAGUCAGAGAGGACAAUGGCCGUAAGCCUUAUCCGGAAGGCCCUGCGAGGAACCCGAGCAGCGUCCAGAGAGGCAGCACUCAGUUUUUGAGCAUUGUACCUGGUGACCCGACUACUCCCGGCUACCCCUCCAAGCCUGGCGUUCCCCGCGAGGGCGUUGAAGGCAAAAUUCCUUCCAUCCCAUCCCUCCCAAUCUCCUACCGUGAAGCGCUACCCUUGCUUAAGGCGCUGAAUGGCCACGGCCCGAAGGCUGACUCUUUCAACAAAUACUGGCAAGGCGGUGGUUUAGGCUACAAGGGUGUCGACUAUAACAUUGGCCCGACACCAGACAACAUUGUUCUCAACCUUGUCAACGAGCAGGAAUACGUUACUACGCCUUUGUGGAACGUCAUCGGCAUCAUCAACGGGACCAUCCCGGACGAAGUUAUCGUGCUUGGAAACCACCGAGACGCCUGGAUUGCCGGUGGUGCUGGCGACCCCAACUCUGGCUCUGCCGCCAUGAACGAACUGGUUCGCUCUUUCGGUGUUGCUCUCUCCAAGGGUUGGAAGCCGCUCCGCACCAUUGUCCUUGCGAGCUGGGACGGCGAAGAGUACGGUUUGAUCGGUUCGACCGAGUGGGUGGAAGAGUACAUCCCAUGGCUUGCCCACUCUGCAGUUGCAUACUUGAACGUCGAUGUCGGCACCAGCGGGCCUCACUUCACCGCUGCUGGUGCACCCCUCCUCGACCAGGCACUCAUAGAUGCGACCAAUGCAGUGCAGUCGCCCAACCAAACAGUUGCCAACCAAACCGUUGGUGACACCUGGAACAAGCACAUUCGUACUAUCGGCUCCGGCUCUGACUUCACCGCUUUCCAAGAUUUUGCCGGCAUCCCAUGCCUGGACCUUGGAUUCAAGAACGAUGAGCGCAGCGCCGUCUACCACUACCACUCGAACUACGAUUCGUUCUACUGGAUGGACACAUUUGGUGACAAAGGCUUUGAGUACCAUAUCACGAUCACCAAGAUCUGGGCGCUGCUGGCCGCCAACAUGAUCGAGUCACCCGUACUGCAGUUCAGUGCGACUAACUACGCCAACAGCCUGAAGCGCUACCUCAAAGCCGUGGAAGACAAGGCCAACGGGCACAAGGACAACAUCGACGGCGCUGGGAACCGGGAUCCUCUGCCUCUGGGCUGGGACACCUCAUCGCUGUUCGCGCCACUGCACAAAGCAAUCGGGCACCUACACCACUCGGCGUCCAAGUUCGACGCGACGGCAGAGGACCUGCGCACCGAGAUCCGCGAGAACCCGAUCCCGUGGUGGAAGUGGUGGGAGAAGGUGAAGCUGUACUACCGCGUGCGCGCCGUCAACACAAAGUACAAGUACCUGGAGCGCCAGUUCCUGCACGCGCCGGGCCUGGACGGCCGCAGCUGGUUCAAGCACGUCGUGUUUGCGCCGGGCGUCUGGACUGGGUAUGCGGGCGCGACGUACCCCGGCUUGGUGGAGAGUGUGGAGAGGGGCGAUGAGGAGAGCGCGAAGAGGUGGGUGGGUAUUAUUACGGGGUUGGUGCAUAAGGCUGCGGGGAGCUUGAAGGGGUAGGUGGUUGAGUUGUGAUUGUGCGUGGUGGUGAGGGUGUUGAUAGCUUGGGUGAACGGGUAUGAAUUGUUUUGAAGACGGGUGGAGGAGGAGGAUAGAUGCUAUUCACGGUAUCUACAGGUCUAGAUUGGGCAUGAGGGAGGGUAUGGUGCGUAUUUCGGCUGGUUUUAGCUUUGCUUCCGAACUUAUGAGUGUACAGCUACAGCUACACGUACGAGGUUAUUGAGCUUAUGAACGAUCUUUGUGUCUUUCUUUAU
This is a messenger RNA of Aplosporella prunicola CBS 121167, 2763 nucleotides long. RefSeq lists its product as uncharacterized. The transcript has 2 exons. Bases 71 to 2509 code for a protein of 812 amino acids. The record is from RefSeq and is a predicted model, not a curated record. NCBI's taxonomy places the organism in Eukaryota, Fungi, Ascomycota, Dothideomycetes, Botryosphaeriales, Aplosporellaceae. Gene Ontology annotation, molecular function: carboxypeptidase activity.